Paramisgurnus dabryanus is the source of this 2685-nucleotide messenger RNA. Lineage: Eukaryota; Metazoa; Chordata; Actinopteri; Cypriniformes; Cobitidae. The record is from RefSeq and is a predicted model, not a curated record.
UGUGAAAUGUUGUGUUAGCUGGCAAAGCACUGUCAUUAGAUAAUGUAGGAGAAUAAACACCACGUUCUUAAUUAAAACAAGUGAAAAAUACAUUGCAGAUUGACUUUAAUAUCAGUUAAUAUUUUUAAAGUAUUCCGCUCCUUUUCGUCUGACAUUAACAACAGAACAGAGAAGUUCAGUCCACUUGUCUUUUUUAGAUCAGAAUGUAUUGUCCAUUCUGUGGCUUCAAAUGGCGAGACUUGCCCAGAUUUUGCUGUUCAUGUGGGCGAAAUGUAGCAUUUGUAACGGAGAACACAGCUAAAACUGCGGGUGAUGACCAGGGGUCAUGUGAACCUCUGCCCAAAGUGACUGAUACUCGUGGCAUUCCAGCUACAGUGACUGAAACACGUACCAUUCCAGCUAAUUCAUCUGUUCUCCAGUUCAUGAAAUACAGACAACUAAAAGAAACUGAAAGGAGAACAUUCUCAAGAAGUAAAAAGAAAUUAAAGAAAACAGUGAGGAUUUCUGUUGGGGUCAUGAGUAAGAAAAGGAAUGAUUCAAGCCCAUAAGAGGGAAAAACCUGCCUUUAAAUGUUGAACCUGAGUGGUCCUCCGAGCAACUUUUGGCAGCUGCCAUUAAAAAACUAAAGGACUUCAAUCAAGACAUGGAAGAUGGAGAAUAUGUCUUGCUUUAUCCUGAUGGCUCUCAGAUAAAAAAUAUCCCUGGGACUGACACACCCUUUACCAUUGGUCAAUACAAAGAGGCUAUUGGAAAAGCUUAUCAAAGGAUCACAUUUUACAUCUGCACACUUAAGGCUUUUUUGUCAAAGAGUUAUGGAGAAGACUCGUUUUCAGAAGAUGAGGAUGAUGAAGUUGUUGUUAAUGUUCCACCCAAUAGGUCACCUCUUUCUGACACAGUGCUUUGGUCAAGUCCUGAAAGCAGUACACCAGAGCCUAGACAUUGGUCAACUGCAACUUCUGAGCCAUCAACAUCCCAGUCAUGUAAUGAGCAAGGGCUGUAUCCCAAAAGUGCAACAACAUCCCAACAGGCCAAGAGUACAACAAGACCCCAACAGGCAACCACCCCAGUGGAUCAUUUCACAUCAAGUGACUUUUACAAUACAUAUACCAACAUCUACGCACCUGUCAUUAUUGACAGCAGUUCAUCAGAUCUUGAAGAAGUAGAAAAAUGUCAAGAGAAAGACAGUGAUGGACAAGAUGGACUGACAGCUGCAGACAUAGUGUCAAAUCUGUCACAUAAGCUUAACACAACAUCCUGUAGCAGAUUUAACAUUAAUCGGGCCAAUGUCUGGGAUGGUGCCUUAAGAGGUUUCAGGCACUGCUCAUUUGAUCCCGCCUGCAGCAUGUUGGUGAAAUUUACAGAUGAUGCUGGCCUGAUGGAAGAGGCUUUGGACAGUGGUGGGCCGACUCGAGAAUUCUUAACUCUGUUGAUGGAUGCCAUCAAAACGAGAAGAGUGUUUGAAGGCAAAGACAAUGCCAAAUACCUCUCAUAUGAUAGUAAAGCUGCAGAAGACAAUGAAUAUUUCCACAUUGGGAGAAUGAUUGCAGUAUCCAUUGUCCAUGGAGGCCCAGGCCCUGCUUGUCUUUCCCCCAACUUUUUCCUUUACCUAAUUGGUAAAGUAAAGACAGUUGAUGCCCCAAUUGAGGAUAUACCUGAUCAAGAAGCUAUUGUCAAUUGGUAUGUAUUUUGUAGGUUCAAAGAGGGACUAGCAACACUCAAUGUUUUUAAUGCCUUGGAGCAGCAUCCUUCACUCUUCUUCUCAUUUAUGUGCUACACUGAGAGCAAGCUGACGGCUAAUGCUGUGGAGAACCUCUUCCACGUUCAGCUUAGUGAACCCGGAAGCACCAGCCGUCAGGAGGAGGCCAGAGUACUGAGCUACUGGCGAGAUUAUCUGCUUUACUUGGAAGAAAAAGAGGCUGGUCCUUCUUUGGAGGAUGUCCUUAUGUUUGGAACUGGGCUAAAGAAAGUUCCUCCUGCUGCAAUACAACCAAAGCCAGAGCUAGUUUUUCAGAAAAAUUCACGCUUUCCUGUGGCAAAUGUAUGCUCAAACAUAAUCAAAAUUCCAGUCUUACCCAGUUAUGAAGAGUUUCAAGAAGCCAUGGAUUAUGGCAUACAAAACUCCCCUGGGUUUGGUCUUCCUUGAAACCAGGGUUGAGAAAAAUUUUUUUUUUAUUCAAAUUUAAUUACUGCAAGUGUUCCACUGUUCUUUCCUGUUUUGGCAUUUCGGCAUCUUCAUAUAACUUAAGUUUUAACCUGCACUUGUCACUUUAACAUUUCAAGCUACUUAACAAAUACCACGCUCAGGUUAAAGAUUUUGGUUGUAUAUUGAUAUUCAAGACUGUAUACUGAUGAUGAAUAUACACUGGGAAGAUACAAUAUACAUUUAUUUUGACAUUUUUCCUGAUGGAUCAAGUAAAAUAAAGAUUGUGUUAUGGCAUAGAGCCUCAACAGUUCAAAAAUUUGCUGAUGUUCAAAAAAUAACACUGGUGUUAAACAAAUCCAGCGAAAAAUAAAGUGAAGUUAUAGUCUUCUUCUCUCUUCUUUUGUUAAUACACAAUUGUCUACCCUGUCUAGAUAAAUAGUGGAUGGGACAAUAUUUGGCCUGAUAUACAACUAUUUUAAAAUCUGUAAUCUGAUGGUGCAAAAAUAUCAAAAUAUUGAGAAGUUGCCUUUAAAGUUGUCCAA